Girardinichthys multiradiatus is the source of this 1771-nucleotide messenger RNA. RefSeq lists its product as uncharacterized. The coding region runs from base 4 to 1074 and encodes 356 amino acids. The record is from RefSeq and is a predicted model, not a curated record. The transcript has 6 exons. Gene Ontology annotation, biological process: response to bacterium. Lineage: Eukaryota; Metazoa; Chordata; Actinopteri; Cyprinodontiformes; Goodeidae.
AUCAUGUCCACCUUGAAACACAAAAAUAAAUCUAACACCAUCAGGAUGAUACAAAUAUGGAUUGCUCUGAUUUUACUUCAUCAAGGACACUCACUGAUUUCAGUCACCACAAGCCAACUUGGUGAACCUGUAAGCUUCAUAUGCUGGUUCUCUGAUUUGCAGUACAGCAACACUCGAGUCAAGUGGUAUAAACAGAGUAUUGGAGAUACUCUUGUAUUAAUAACAACACUGGUAAAGGGGACUGCUCAUCCUGCAUUGGAGAAAGGGUUUACUCCCUCACGAUUUAUUGCAAACUAUACCACAUCCAAAAGCACAUUAACCAUUCUGAAAACUAUUAAAGAAGAUGAAGCAAUGUAUCAUUGUGCAGUCUCUACCUGGAAGACAGAUGAGUGGUCUGGAACAUUUUUGUCUUUAAAAGAAAGCAAUACAAGAACAAUAAACUACACUGUUGUUCAGUCGCCAACAGUAUCUGAUCCAGUUGAGCCUGCGGAGUCUAUUACCCUCCAGUGUUCCGUCUUCUCUGAUUCCCAGACGGGAUCCUGUCCAAGCGAAGGCAGGGUGUUAUGGUUUGGAGUCAGAAAAGACAGAUUCCUUGGAAGCAUAAUGUACACAGAUGGAAACACACCUUACGAGUGUGACAGGAAACCUGAAACAUCAUCCGAUUCAAAGAGCUGUGUUUAUCACUUCUUAAAGAACAUCAGCUCCUCUGAUAAUGGGAUUUACUACUGUGCGCUAGCAAUGUGCGGGGAGAUUAUAUUUGGAAAUGGAACCAAAGUUGAAAUUGAAGUUGAAGGCAGAAGAUGGUCACAUGGUCUGCUUCUGAUGUGUACUCCUGUUGCUAUAUGUGGACUUAUCUUUGUUAUUACCAUCAUCAGGACAAAGUGGGAGUUUUGCGCUAAAAAUAGACUUCAAGAAAAUGCUCAAAAGCAGAAUUUAAAGAAAGAAGAGGAUACACAGAUUUACUCUACUGCCGUCUUCACUAUGAUAAAAAAUAUGAGCCACGAAGGAAAACAUGCAAAGGCAGUGAAAGGACGAAAGACCUAUGCUGCUCUCAAGCCUUUCGGAGUGGAAUAGCAAGUCAAUGCUGGGACUAUUUUGUAUCACCAUCAACCACAUAACUACAGCAGGAGGCCUUAUACAGCUCCAUGAUGGGACUAAGCUUUUACUGUGGAAAUGAAAGUGAUAGAUUUUGGACAAGACUGCAAAACUAAAAGUGAACCGUCUCUAGUGGCCAUUAAUGCCAUUAACUUUCACUGAUGUCUUUUUUAUGCAUUAUGAUAUAUGGCUCGACAUGAAGUAAUGGUAAUUGUUUUUAUUACAAUAUAAAUCGAUUUACACACUUUAAAACAUUUAUUUACAGACUUCAAACACUGUUCUAGUCUAAUCACAAUACUGAUCUGUUAAGGUUAGCAGAGUCAGCCUUCAAAACCAAGAAAGUCUUAAGCUAAACUCUUUUCAAAGGCAACAUUUUCCAAGAGAAAACCAGUAAAGAUAAUUUUUUAUGAAACUGAUACAGGGGCCUGUGCUAAUUGUGAAAGUAACUGAACAAAACAAUGAUAGACCUGUUUCACUGUCUUCCUGCUAAUCUGAUAUAAAAAAGAGAAACCACAAAGCAAGAAGCUUCUGCACUCCGUGCAUUACAAAGGUGUUAAAAUGAUAAAAGUUUGCAUGACCCUUUUUCCAUAGUGUGAACCAUCUAUGAAACCAAGUUUAUCUUUUACACUUACCCGUUAUAUUUGUGAUGCAUUUUUAAUAAACAUUUCAACAAAUA